GUACGCUUUGGUAAUAACCUUGAGCCGAGACACAACUGAACCGAAUCGCUCGUAACCCUUCGGUCAUUGGCUUCCGCCUACGACCCCUCGAUCCGGUGCCUCCUCAGGCGGCUUGCUUCUCGGACGGUCAUUCCACGCCGAUUCUGCCACCGCCGAACACUGCUGCUUUCUCCUCAAUUGCCCUUCCAAACCCGAAAUCGAGAUCGAAGUAGGGUUUGGACGGGCAUGGCGACUCGAGAUCCGGUGAUGACGCACUGGUUGCGCAUGUUCUUGCUUUUCUUGGUUUUAGUCCCUCUAACUUCGUCUUCGCCUUCGUCGUGGGCGACGAUGCACAACAACAAUUGGGCCGUCUUGGUCUGCACCUCCCGCUUCUGGUUCAACUAUCGACAUAUGGCCAACACUUUAUCUUUAUAUAGGACAGUGAAGCGUCUGGGAAUACCAGAUGAAAGAAUAAUACUGAUGCUGGCUGAUGACAUGGCUUGCAACGCUAGAAACAACUACCCUGCUCAAGUUUUUAAUAAUGAGAAUCACCAGCUUAAUUUGUAUGGGGAUAAUGUUGAAGUUGACUAUCGAGGUUAUGAAGUGACUGUUGAAAAUUUCUUGAGAGUGCUGACCGGGAGGCACGAUCCUGCUGUGCCAAGAUCAAAGCGUCUUUUAAGCGAUGAAGGAAGCCACAUUCUCUUGUAUAUGACUGGGCAUGGAGGAGAUGAAUUUCUAAAGUUUCAAGACUCCGAAGAACUUCAGAGCCAUGAUUUAGCUGAUGCAGUGAGGCAAAUGAAAGAGAAGAGUAGAUUCAAGGAGCUGCUUAUAAUGGUUGACACCUGUCAAGCUGCAACUCUUUUUUCUCAGCUUCAGUCACCUGGUGUUUUGGCUAUCGGGAGUAGUAUGAAAGGUGAAAAUUCGUACUCUCAUCAUCUUGACUCUAAUAUUGGUGUGUCAGUUGUGGAUAGAUUCACUUUUUACACCCUUGCAUUUUUUGAGAAGCUGAAUAUGUACAGUAAUGCAUCAUUGAGAAGCCUUUUCAAUUCAUAUAACCCUAGUCUGUUGAUGUCUACGGCAUACUACAGAAUGGAUCUAUAUCAGCGACCAUCGAGUGAGGUACCUGUGACAAGCUUUUUUGGGUCGGUCAUGAAAACAGUUCACACCGAUGCAGCAUAUACAGGCGUGUCCAUGCCAUCUGAAAUGGAAGGAUCACUGUUUAUCGAAGAUGGUGAGCAUCACAGAAUAAUGCUUGAAAAGGAACCUAACCAGGAGAACCUUGGCAAUGAGGAAGCAAAGGAGGUGCAUUGUCCUUACCAUGCAUGGUUGAAGACUUUACAAGGGAGGUUGGAUGAUACCGUUGCUGAUAUACUCUUGCGAUAUGGUUUCGGGACGAUGAUUCUUUUGCUGGCAAUAUCAUCUUGGUUGUCAUCGUAAGCAGCAUGUAUGCAGCUUAUCAGCUCUUAUGCCAUAAAGGCACCACCACUAAAAAUGCUCAAGGACAGACAAAAAGGAAGGUUUCUAUCUGAGACAACUUUGCAUGGGUUGAUCGAGCUGGGUAUGUAUACUCUUCGAAGCCUCCAGAUACUUACAUAGCUACGUCUCUGCCGGGGCUUUUCUUGCUGGGUUGUGGUAGAACGAGUCGUUUGGAUUGUUGUUAGUUCAUUGUUGAGAGGGUUUUAUGACUU
Musa acuminata AAA Group (dessert banana) is the source of this 1667-nucleotide messenger RNA. RefSeq lists its product as uncharacterized. Gene Ontology annotation, cellular component: GPI-anchor transamidase complex. Bases 226 to 1416 code for a protein of 396 amino acids. NCBI's taxonomy places the organism in Eukaryota, Viridiplantae, Streptophyta, Magnoliopsida, Zingiberales, Musaceae. Gene Ontology annotation, molecular function: GPI-anchor transamidase activity. Gene Ontology annotation, biological process: proteolysis; attachment of GPI anchor to protein. The record is from RefSeq and is a predicted model, not a curated record. The transcript is spliced from 10 exons.